Exophiala spinifera is the source of this 186-nucleotide messenger RNA. RefSeq lists its product as uncharacterized. The record is from RefSeq and is a predicted model, not a curated record. NCBI's taxonomy places the organism in Eukaryota, Fungi, Ascomycota, Eurotiomycetes, Chaetothyriales, Herpotrichiellaceae. The coding region runs from base 1 to 186 and encodes 61 amino acids. The transcript has a single exon.
AUGGCGACUGCUUCCGUCACAACCCUCCCACCCAAAUUCCGCCGCGUCUAUGGAGGUCAGGACAAUCGACUGGCUGGAACAAUGCCGUUGUGGGGUUUCAGCGCUAACGGAAGCCAGGUUGUGAUGGAUGUCGGAGACGUCAUAUCCGUUGCGAUAAAGCCGUUCCUAGCUGUGGUCAAUGUGUGA